Molecule: messenger RNA, 561 nt
Organism: Acanthocheilonema viteae
Lineage: Eukaryota; Metazoa; Nematoda; Chromadorea; Rhabditida; Onchocercidae
Source: the annotation of a GenBank genome assembly
AUGUUGUUGAGGCCGCGAGUGAUUUCGCACUCAUGUCAUUAUGUUCCGGGAGGAGGUGACGGGGAGUGGCAGUGUUUCCUUACCUUUUCUUGAUUCUUGAUGGAUUUGGCGGGAAUUUUGGAUCACGACCGAUCAGAAAAGCCUACGGCAUUGCUGAAUAGAUUGCGGAAAUUCUUGCCUGAAAUUGCAACUGCAAACACUAACUUGAGUAGUGCUACAGAAUGCGAUAUUGAAAUAAUUGCUGUGGAAGAUGGAAGCGAUGCAUCCUCACUCACGGAUUCGGACGACGAAUCGGAAGCUAAGGCGGAGCAACCACACAUAGUAAUGGAUGUUACUACUGUAAUGGAAGAUGCACCCAUUCGCAUGGUACUAAGUGAUAGCGAUUCUGAUCUUAAUGAUGAUACACGACAGGUUUUACCAGUUGGUUUUCAGACUAAGGAACCGAUACGGAAAAGGAAACGGCAGCAUUUUAUUGAAGAAGUUACUGAAGGAUACAUGGCUAGUAAAGUGAUCAGCAAUGACCAGGAAAAAUCUGUAGAAUCAAGAAGAAUUGAGGACUGA